GAGAAAGUCGGAUCUCGUCACCAUCAAGCUCGAGUUGUCAGUUCCCAACCAUGCUUGGCUAGGAAAAGUGCUAGAAUUCCGUGCUGCUAAAUAAAUGUGAUGAGUUAAAAGUGCAUCAGUCUGUGUAUAUAAGAACAAUGGCGCGGCAUGCGGGAGCUGAUGGGAGGAAACCGACGUAUGCAAUCCUGGCAGCGGUAUUAGUGCUGUGCUGGCCUACAAGUGCGGCUGCCUCGUCAGUACUACAAUAUUCCAUCAUCUCCUGGGGCGGCCUCAGGGGGAAUGUAACGUUUUCCUGGGGAGGACCGGGCACCAACGUGACUGUGGAAGCUAGCCUGGAGGUGGUUGGGGUAGAAGUGACCCCCAAAGACCCAAGAGUACGCUGGGGAUACACACUGGGCCGGGCGAUACGAUACAGACCAGCGGGCGUGGGCGGCGAGCGAACCUACGAGACGCGGUUCUUCAGUCCGAUGGGCGGUUCCAUCUGGAUCCGUUCGUGGACCUGGAACGUGGGCGGCGUGGACAGCGAGGGCGCCGAGACCAAGGGCGUGCAGACGACCAUCUUCACCGACGUCUUCAACACGGCUGACGACGACCCGCCCACCGGGAACCACGACUGGGCCAUCUUCAUCACCGACAUUCUCGACGACAGAGAUGAGAGGUCGUCCUGUAACUUCCUGAGCCGCAUCUACGACCCGCUGGGACGCGAAAAGUGCAACGAUGAGAGCUGUCCCAUGGGAAGUCUCUCGCACGCAUUCGGAGAGCUGCGCGUCGGCACUCGGAGGUCCCGCUUCUCCCGCAAGAUGUACUCGAGCACCGACUUCGCGCUGCCGGACCUGUCGGGGCCCAGGAAGCUGUACAUCGCCGUGAUGGGCGCGCUGCACCCCGACCACCUGUGGGCGUGCGCCAAGAUGCGGGAGGUGAAGCCCAAGAAGGCGCGCGCCAUCUUCAACGGGAUGGGCGUGACGGGCGAGGUGCGGUUCGAGCAGACGUCGGUGUUCGCGCCCACGGACCUGACGCUGGACCUGCGCGGGCUGGCGGGGCGUGCGGGCGGCUUCCACGUGCACGAGCUGCCGUCGUACCCGCCCAAGCACGCCGGGGACUUCCCGUGCGGCAAGACGGGCGGCCACUACAACCCGUUCGAGGUGGACCCGAGCACGUCGCCCGAGCCGGGUCUGGGCAGCCACGACCGCUACGAGCUGGGCGACCUGAGCGGCAAGCACGGCCUCCUGACGGGGCUGCAGGAGGUCGAGGCCACCGUCACGGACCACAACCUGCCGCUGUUCGGGCCGCGCUCGGUGCUGACGCGCAGCCUGGUGCUGCACCGCGACUCGGGCGAGCGCUGGCUGUGCGCCAACAUCCGGCCGACGGAGCCGCAGGUCCGCGCCGCGGUCACCUUCCGCUACCCGCUGGUCGGCGAGAUCAUCUUCGAGCAGGAGGCCGAUAACUACCUGGCCGACACCACGGUCUUCGUCAGCUACCUGGUGUACUCGGACGGCAGCAGGAACUCCACGGGCAAGCACCGCUGGCACGUGCACGACCACGUCCCGGGGAAGGACUUCUACAACUGGACGAUGCGCUGCGUGUCGGCGGGAGGCCAUUACAACCCCUACAAGAUCUCCCUGGCCGACAAAGUCUACCGCUACUGCGACGCCGACACCACCGAGCGCUGCGAAGUCGGCGACCUGGAGAAGCGCCACGGGUCGCUGUACAUCGCCGGGUCGGUUCGGGAAGUCGGCGCCACCCAGAGGCUCUUCACCGACACCAACCUGCCGCUGUCGGGCCCGAAAUCCGUCCUCGGGCACUCGGUUGUCCUGCACGACGACUUCGCGCCGAAGCACCGAGGGGAUAGGAUGGCCUGUGCCGGAAUCUUCCGCAAGUUCCGCCACAAGGGCGUGGUGAGCAAGUGGUACUCCCAGCGCGGCGCCGGCAACGUCGAGGGCAAAGUCGAGUUCAUUCAGGAGUCUGAGUUCGACAUCACCAACACCGAGGUCGACCUUCGUGGCUUACAGGGAAUCGCUAAGGGUUACCACGUCCAUAUGGUCCCCGUGGAGAAGGAGCUGCAGUUCCCGUGCGCGGCCUCGACCACCCUCGGCCACUACAACCCUCUGAACAUCACGCCCUCCGACUCCCCGCCUCCGGACCAAGGAACCGACGAUCUCUACGAGGCCGGGGACCUGGCGGGGAAGUACGGCACCCUCGAAGGACUCACCUGGAAGAAGGACUUCUACAACGACUCCAACCUGCACCUCUUCGGCUCGACGUCGAUCAUGGGCCGGUCCAUCGUGAUCCACAAGAGGGAGAAGAAUGCCAGGUGGUUCUGCGGGAGCAUCGGCUGGGGCUACUCCCCUGCAGAAGCUCGCCAGGUCUCCGCCAUCGCCUCCUUCCACAACCCUCAGGGCUACGCUUGGGGCUACAUCAGACUGAGACAACUGGUGUACAUGGAUGAUUCCUUUGGAGAAACUUUCAUCGAGGUCAACCUUCGCCACCCGGGAAGUAACAACCGGAAUGUGGUAAGUACUUGGCUCAUUUCACUCACUUUCCUCCUGUCAUACUUGUUCCUGUUGGGUGUGUAUGUUUCGAAAGACUACUACGAGCGCGAGUGCAGCCCCGAGGUCCCCCUGCGCUGCGACGUCGGCGAUCUCUCCGGCAGGCUCGGCCCCAUCGACGUUGGAGACCAGAGAUACGUGUUCGUCGAUAAGAACCUUCCCUUGACUGGCCCGCACGGCAUCAUGAACAAGGCCAUCAUCAUCCACCGGGAGAACGCGGGCGUGGAGCGCUUCGCCUGCGCCAACAUCGAGCCUGACAACGACAUCAUCAAGUGGGUCCUCAUCAGGAAGCCCCCCAAGUUCUCGUUGAUUCGCGUGAUGGACGACAUUCGCGAGGUCCUUGGCGCCCCUGAGUGGUACCUCGCCGCCGACCUGCAGACGGUGAGCGAGUCGGUGGACCAGAAGUGUGCCACCUUCGUCGUCAACUUCAUGGGCCCCCAAGCCCACCAACUGGAGCAGGAUUUCUCGCGCAUCCUGGCGGGGGGCAUCCUAGACCAUCCUACGAUCAGCAUCCGGGGCGUGUAUCCUGACCCCAAGAGGAAGAAGAAGGUCCCGUACCGCACGUGCGGAGGACUCGAGGAGGAGGAUGUGUUCGAGGACGAGGAAUCGUGGUGGAACGUCCUGACAGGCAGCAACACCCCGGACCACGCAGCCUCAACGGCCCCCUUCUUCGCCGCCUCCUUCUGCACCCUCGUCGCGUCGUUGGCUCUUCUCGUCCUGGUCACGAGGGUAUAACUGCAGAGAAAAGAAGGAAAAAAAAGGAAGAUGUAUUUUUAUAUAUAAUUUUUGUAUAUUUUUUAUUGUUUUUUUUAUAGCAU
Molecule: messenger RNA, 3364 nt
Organism: Penaeus monodon (black tiger shrimp)
Lineage: Eukaryota; Metazoa; Arthropoda; Malacostraca; Decapoda; Penaeidae
Gene: Rsod
Exons: 16
Coding region: 138-3281 (1047 amino acids)
Biological process (GO): superoxide metabolic process
Molecular function (GO): metal ion binding
Source: RefSeq, a predicted model, not a curated record